AUGGAUAUCAAAUAUAUUGGAGGUGAUGUUCCAUGGACACUUCCAUUUGGUGAUCAUUUUUAUUCAUCAAGUCAAGCAUCAUUUAUUGAUACACAAAAAUCUAAUUUAACUUCUACAAGUGAUUUAGAUAUAAUUGCUCGUCGACAUAAUUUUGAACCAUUAUAUUUAACGAAUGAAAAACAAUUACAAAUUAAAUCUCCAUUUUCUAAUACUAAUACACAAUGGAUAAAUACAGGUGUUCUAUUUACUGAUAAAACAAUAGAAUCCAAUGUUACAGGAAUUCAUAAAACAGAUUUUUAUGAUGAUCAUGGACAUACAUUUUGUUAUUUAUGUUCAAUUAAUCAACAUCAUCAUGAACAUAUAAAACCUCGUGAUCAAUCACAACGACGAAAAUUAAUUCCAUAUAAUAAUCCAAAAGCUCUUAAAAUUCGAUCAACAUCAUUAGAUCGAACUAUUGAAAAUUCAUUAAUAUCUGAUUUAGUAUCUUAUCGAUUUAUUGUUCGAACUGGUACAAGAAAAAAUAGUGGUACACGAGCUCAAGUAUUUUUAUAUAUGUAUGGAACAGAAAAAAAUUGGACAUCAAUUAAUUUACAUGCACGUACAAAUCAAAAUAUUGAAGGUUUUCCAAGUGGAUCUGUAAGAACAUUUUGUCUUAAAGGACCUGAUAUUGGUCAAUUACAUCAUUUAAAUGUUAAUCUUGUUGGUGCACGUUCAGAUAAAGAAUGGUUUUUAAAAGAAAUUGAAAUAACAAAUUUAAAUACAUCUGUUACAUGGUUAUGUGAAUUUAAUUGUUGGUUACCAGAACAACAAGAAGAUAAGAAAAAAAUAGAACCAAUUACUAUUAGAAAACAAAAUCAAUUAUCAUUGGAUAAAUUAUCAGUGUAUAUAUUACAAAUUCGUACUGGUGGAAAAUCAUUUGCCGGUACUGAUUCAAAUAUUCAAGUUAUUAUUCGUGGUUCAACAGGUCAAACACGACAAUUAGCAUUAACAAGUCGUGGAGCAGAUUUAUUUGAACAAAAUCAAUUAGAUACAUUUGCUAUUGUUGGUCGAGAUAUUGGUGAUUUAUUAGAGAUAAAUGUUGAAUCUGAUAAAUCUCAAUUAGCAGCUGAUUGGGAUCUUAAAGAAAUGGUAAUGUGGAAAAUAAGGCCUAAUAAUGAUGAUGAUAAACAAUUACAAGUUUAUUUUCCAUUUAAUGCUUGGCUUGGACAAGCAGUCAGUAAAUUAAAUGCAAAAAGAGAAACAUAUCCAUCAACUGAUCAUCAUCAAAAAGGACCUAUAUGUUAUCAUAUAUCAGUUAAAACAGGUAAAGAUUUUGGAGCUGGUACAAAUGCAAAUGUAUUUAUAAUUAUCUAUGGAAAAACUGGUCGAACUGUUAAACAUCAAUUAGAUAAUUCAUUAAAAGAUGAUUUUGAACGAAACACAACGUCAGAAUUUACUGUAAGAAAAUUAUAUAUAGAUAGAUCAAUAAAUUAAUUUUAAUUCUUAAAAAAAAAAAAAAAAAAAUAUUCAAAUAUCUUCUUACAAUUUGUUAUACAAACGAAAUUUUUUUUUUAUUAUUGUUAUUUAGUUUCUAAAGAAAUUUGUCUUUACAAAAAACUUCACUAAUUGCUUUUCAAAUGCAUUAGUUAAUAACUAUAUGUUGAAAAAGAAAAAAAAAACGACGUUUUCUCAAAAUUAAUUUUUGAAAAGAUAAAACAAAUUUUCUACUCGGAUCGAUUGAAUUGAAAAGAUUUAUUUUAUUGUAAAUUUGAUUAAAUUAGGAUUUAGGCUUUUUUUUUUGUUCUUUGAAAAUAAGUACCAUAUUUGUGAACUUCGAUAGAUUUUACAAAAUUUACAUCAAUUCAUUGUUGAUAUUUAUCUUCUCUAUAUUUCAUAAAAGAAAGUAGCAAAAGAAUUUCGAGUCUAGAAUAAUUUUUUAUUAUACUCGUCGAAAAUUUCAAAGUGCUUUAUUCAACCAUUUUUUACAAGGAAGUAUACAUCAAUCCAAUUUAAAUACAUUAUCAAAAUAUUAGAUUUUUCUAUGCUAGUCAUAGAAAGAUAAGAACUCAUGUAAACGUGUUCGAACAAUUUCUAUUAUCAAUUACCGUAUUUGACAGUAUAAUGUUAUUUAGUCUAUUAUAUUCAUAUCUGUGCUAUAAAAGAAAAGGAAACGAUGAGUAUGUUAGCAUAUAUGACAUUUUAUACUGUUGAAAUUUCAUAAUUAAUAAUAGAAAUCGAUUAGACACGUUCAUACAAUUUAAUUAUAUGAUUUACCCAUUGAGAAAAUAUAUUUCUUCUAUUUUUCU
This is a messenger RNA of Rotaria sp. Silwood1, 2285 nucleotides long. Lineage: Eukaryota; Metazoa; Rotifera; Eurotatoria; Philodinida; Philodinidae. The record is from the annotation of a GenBank genome assembly.